This is a messenger RNA of Lycium ferocissimum, 2568 nucleotides long. Its product is annotated as zinc finger CCCH domain-containing protein 18. Lineage: Eukaryota; Viridiplantae; Streptophyta; Magnoliopsida; Solanales; Solanaceae. The record is from RefSeq and is a predicted model, not a curated record. The coding region runs from base 475 to 2154 and encodes 559 amino acids. Gene Ontology annotation, molecular function: RNA binding; metal ion binding. The transcript is spliced from 8 exons.
GUAACGACAGAUACAGCCUGUAAAUGGAGUCAUUUCAAAAUUUUGUUUUAAAAAGUUUUAAGUUAUCCAUUUUUUCCUAUCAGUAUCAAAGACUCCCAUAAUUUAAAAUUCCUUAAUCUUUAGAUACGUAUAAUACUGAUAGUAGUACUUGGUACUGUUACAUGUGGGGUUAUUGGUUAUAGUAGAGAUUUUGAGUAAAUGAUUUUUAAAAGUUGGUUUUGAUCCCUUUAAAGCCAAUCCUUUCUGUCAUUUUUUGUUUUUUUUUUUUUUUUUUUGUUAGUGAACAAAGAGUAGUAGUGUUGUGAGAGUACUAUAUGAAUUUUUUAUUUUAUAGAAAUGAGAUUAAGAAAUAGUCAGAACAAGAAGAGCAAGAGGAAAUUAUUUGAGAACUGAGAAACAUGGAUUGGUUGCUUUGAUUAAAUUUUCUUUUUCAGUGUUGUACUCUACUCUACUCAGACACUUUGAAGGUUGAAGAUGAACAUGGACUUUUCCGAGUCUACAAAAGUUGUAUAUAAUCGAAUUCAGAAACUAGAGCCAGAAAAUGUGUCUAAGAUCAUUGGUUAUCUCCUCUUACAAGAUCAUGGUGAACAAGACAUGAUUAGAUUAGCCUUUAGUCCCGACAAUUUGAUCCAUUCGUUGAUUAACAAAGCUAAGAACGAUCUUGGAUUGUCAUCCAAACCGUCCAUUUCUGGUCUUCUUUCACCUCCCUUGGUCAACCGAGCAUUAUCUGUAGACGUUCCCUUGAAAUUUGCUCCAUUCUCACCAGCUUCACCUCGCCCCUUUCCGACUCUUUUAGUUGGAAAUCCCUACUGGGACCCUCAAGGACCUUCUGAAAAUCAUCCGCUUCAUACUAUGACCGACGAACGUCAACUCCCAAACCAACUUCAGUUCUUAUCUUUGGAUGAUCACUCGGACCAUGACCACUAUUUUGCUGGACCUGCAUUAGGUCCAAGAUCAAGUCGAAGGUCUCCAAGCUUGCCUGAGUUUCCUGUUAAGAUUUGUCAUUACUUUAACAAAGGCUUUUGUAAACAUGGAAGCAAUUGUAGAUACUUUCAUGGCCAACCAACUCCAGAAAACUUUUCCCAAGGAUUCAACGCAAAUUUAAAUGAAGUAGGAAGUGAUGAACAUAUCUUCUCCCCUGGAUCUCUGGAGAAACUAGAGAUGGAGCUGACUGAGCUUCUCAAAUCUAGAAGGGGUCUCCCGGUUUCUAUUGCUUCAUUGCCCAUGUUGUACUAUGAGACAUUUGGCAGAUCACUUCAGGCUGAGGGUUAUCUCACAGAAAGCCAGAGACACGGGAAAGCUGGAUAUAGCCUGACUAAGCUCCUCGCUCGACUAAGAAACAGUAUUCGUGUCAUCGACAGGUGCAACUUGCCCCACGGACAGCAUGCCGUUAUUUUAGCUGAGGAUAUUCCAAAAUACAUGGAGUACAGUGGAGAAAGAAAUGAUCACGGAGCAAUUGUAGCCGGUUCUCGCCAGAUUUAUCUGACUUUUCCGGCUGAGAGUACCUUCAGCGAGCAAGAUGUUUCCAACUAUUUCAAUCAGUUUGGACCAGUCCAAGAUGUUAGGAUUCCUUGUCAACAGAAGAGAAUGUUUGGAUUUGUAACUUUUGUUUUCCCAGAGACAGUUAAGCAGAUCUUGGCAAAGGGGAAUCCUCAUUUAGUUUGUGGAGCACGUGUUUUGGUGAAACCUUACAGGGAAAAGCCCAAGGAUGGAGAUGGCAAAAAAUGCCUGGAGAAAGCGUAUCAAGGUUCCUAUUAUAAUUCAUCUUUCACUGAUGCAGAAUCGGAGCACCAAUCUUCACCUAGAGUAUGUGAAAAUUCAAGGCUAUUGAAGAAACAUCUCAUGGAGGAACAUGAGCGUGCAAUUGAGUUUGAGAGGCGGCGUUUUCCUGAGUUGCAACACCAUCAAAUGCGCGUUGGCUACUCAGUAGAGGAUUUGAAGCUUUCUUCAGAAGGCCAAAGUGAACAACUGGAGUUCCCAUCGGUCGAGGGUUUUACUUACAUGCUAGAUGUAUGGAACAAUGGUUCCACCACCGAGGACAGAACUAGGCAUGCUAAGACAAAUCACUGUGACCAAGAAAGUGGUCAAGGAUUGAAUCUACCAGAUAGCCCUUUUGCAUCUCCAAUAAGGAAUGGCAUUUCAACUGUCACUUAGGUUCAGAAACACACAAGGAUUCCAGAGGACUGAUUUUUGGCAAAACAGUUCGUUGGUUAGACACUAAAAGUAUCUGACAUAUUUCCAUAGAAGCAGUAAUUAAAAUAGUUUCUCAGCAGAAAGCGCAAGAAGUUUAAAUUUCUUCCUUUAUUUUAGGUGGACAUCAUAAGAAAAUGAUAUAGAAAAAGAAUCCCAACAUGUAACAAGUUGAAAUAGGUUUUCUGCUUUCAUCUGAAGUUAAUGAUACGGAGCAUGCAAGCUUGAGGCUUGCAGGUUUUAGAAGUUAAAAUGUAAUUAUGGUCUCUUUCUAAGUUUGAGAAGAAGAUAAUAGGGGCAGAUAGAACUCUCUGCUACUAAACAGAAAAUGCUAAUGUUGCUAACAAUAAAGUUAUAUACAUAGUUUUCAUUGCAGUC